Messenger RNA from Fomitopsis serialis, 521 nucleotides. Its product is annotated as ubiquitin-related domain-containing protein. Gene Ontology annotation, biological process: protein sumoylation. Lineage: Eukaryota; Fungi; Basidiomycota; Agaricomycetes; Polyporales; Fomitopsidaceae. The transcript has 6 exons. Bases 56 to 346 code for a protein of 96 amino acids. The record is from RefSeq and is a predicted model, not a curated record. Gene Ontology annotation, molecular function: ubiquitin-like protein ligase binding; protein tag activity. Gene Ontology annotation, cellular component: nucleus.
UUGCAAACGACGACCACGUACCACCGCUACAACCACCUCUAUUGUCGAGUCAAACAUGGCCGAAGAGGGCGAAGAUGUAAAGCCGAAACUCAACGUGGUCAUUGACUAUGAGGGCCAGACAUGUACAGUGAAGGUCAAGCCGGUGACACCGUUUGCGAAAGUAUUUAGCGCCGCCGAAAAACGAUUCAACAAAGAGCCAGGAACGCUCAGGUUUGUAUUUGAAGGACAGAGGGUCCUCGAACAGAUGACUCCAGCAGAGUUGAACAUGGAGGAUGGGGACACGAUUGAUGCUCAAUUGGAGCAGCUGGGCGGCGGCCAAGCUGAAUUCUCAUUUACAUCGACAUAGCCCAUCGCUCGUGUCGCCGGCUGUCCCUCGCCUCGUUGUCGUUAUCGUACUUUUGCCCUCGGCUGUAUACUCUUUACACUUAUGACUCCUUAUUUUGGGUUUCACGCGAUAUCAUUGAGCUCCUCAAACGUUUUCUCAGUUCAGAACUGGGAUGUGAGCGUGCUGUUUGGUCCUG